AUGACCUACUCUGUUUCUGAUGCUUCUGUUAUCCUAAGGGUAAUGUUGGACUAUUCAGGACUAGUUAAGAAUCUAAUUUGGCAUGAAAAAGAUGGCAAAUGGAAUGAAUUCUGGUCGGUACCAAAAUCUCCGUGUGAUCCAUAUGGGCGUUGUGGUACCUAUGGAAUAUGUGAUCCUCACUUUUUUAGUCGAAGAUUUGAAUGUGAUUGUUUACCGGGGUAUGAACCCAAGUCCCCAAGUGAAUGGAAUAUUCUAAAAGAUGCAUCAGGCGGGUGUGUCAGGAAGCGACUAGAGUCUACCUCAUCAUGUGGCCAUGGAGACGGAUUUGUGAAAGUGGCAAAUGUUAAAGUACCUGACACUUCAGCAGCAGUUUGGGUGAGCACGAAUAUGAGUCCAAGGGACUGUGAAAAGAAUAUCAUGAGGAAUUGUUCAUGCUCUGCAUAUGCAAGCAUAGAUAUUGCUGAGAAGGAGACUGGCUGUUUGACAUGGUAUGGCAAAUUAAUGGACACUGUACAUAAUAGGGAAGAGGGAUAUGAUAUUUAUGUUCGUGUUGAUGCAAUUCAAAAGUCGUAG
Messenger RNA from Hevea brasiliensis (rubber tree), 573 nucleotides. RefSeq names its product G-type lectin S-receptor-like serine/threonine-protein kinase RKS1. The transcript has a single exon. Gene Ontology annotation, biological process: recognition of pollen. The record is from RefSeq and is a predicted model, not a curated record. Bases 1 to 573 code for a protein of 190 amino acids. Lineage: Eukaryota; Viridiplantae; Streptophyta; Magnoliopsida; Malpighiales; Euphorbiaceae.